AUGUUGGAGUCUAGUUUGGCUUCGAAUAAUGCCUCUCUCCCGUGUCUCCCCCUCUCCUCACCCCCUCCUCCCCCAGUAGCUGCGGGCAGGAGGCGGGGUCGGCAGACCUACAGCCGCUACCAGACCCUAGAGCUGGAGAAGGAGUUCCUCUUCAACCCCUAUCUGACCCGGAAACGCCGCAUCGAGGUGUCGCACGCGCUGGCUCUGACGGAGCGGCAGGUAAAGAUCUGGUUCCAGAACCGGAGGAUGAAGUGGAAGAAGGAGAACAACAAGGACAAGUUCCCGAGCAGCAAGAGCGAGCAGGAGGCGGUGGAGAGGGAGCGCAGGGAGAAGGAGCUGCGGGAUGGUAGCGGGAGCGGAGGCGGAGAGGGUGGCGGCGGAGGUGCUGAAGGGGGAGGAGGAGGCGGCUCAGUGGCGGUGGCGGGCACGGCGGGGCCCCAGGGCUCCGUAAGUGAGGAUUGCUGCGAGAAAACCCACAAGCAAAUGUAAGGAGGAAAGCGGAGAAGUUAUAAAGGGAAGGUAGGCGGAGGAGGGAGUGAGAGAUGGACAGGAGGGGGUGAGGGUGGGUGCGGGUGGGCGAGGGGCUGUUUUUGUCUUAAUUGAAGCCAUUGGACUGCUCCGUUGUCUCCACAAUUCAAUUGAUGGAAAGGAACUUGAGUCUCCAAAAAAAUGGCCACUGGCGAGCCGGACGGACUGGAGGGGCCUCGCGCCUCUGUCUCCUGACUGUACAAACCGCGGGAAAGAAAAAAAAGAAGAAAAAAAGAAACAUUGAAGCAAGAACUAAAAAAAAAAACACAACUGAUGAGGGCGGGGUUUAUCCAUCCAAGUCAAACAAACAUAGUCUACUCUAGUGUUUAAAACAAACAAAAAAAAAAAGAAAGAAAAAUGAUAGCUUCCUUUCUUUGUGGAACAAUUAUCGUGGAAACAUUUCUAUAUUGUUAGAAGUUUAUCAUUAACAAUUUUAUCUUUGGCAGCUGUAUAGUUUUUAAGUUAAAAAAAUGAUGAUGGUGCACUUUUUACUGUACUUCUCACUUCUAUGUUGUUGAUGUUGUUAUGGCAAUGAUUGAUUGAUUGAUUGAUUGAUUGAUGAUAAUGAUGAUGAUGAUGAUGAUGAUGAUGAAGAUGAUGAUGAUAAUGAUGAUGACGUAGCAAUUAAUGAAAUUUCCAACAACAUGAAACUGCCUAUUUAUGCCGUUUUAGUAGGUCGGGUCUCUUUUUUACACACUCUAAUUGUCGUUUCUCGUUUUAGUUUGUUUUUUGAUCGAUGGUGUUUGUUUUAUGUUGUCUUCCUUUUUCUCUUUUUUGGGUAAAAAGCAUGCGCACAGUGCAGAUUAAA
Molecule: messenger RNA, 1336 nt
Organism: Plectropomus leopardus (leopard coralgrouper)
Lineage: Eukaryota; Metazoa; Chordata; Actinopteri; Perciformes; Serranidae
Source: RefSeq, a predicted model, not a curated record